Messenger RNA from Sphenostylis stenocarpa, 303 nucleotides. The record is from the annotation of a GenBank genome assembly. Lineage: Eukaryota; Viridiplantae; Streptophyta; Magnoliopsida; Fabales; Fabaceae.
AUGGCAACUGGGAACGGCGUCAUGGCCGAUACCAAUUUGUUGUUUGCAAAUGGCAAAAUGGAAAUUUUUGGAUGGGUGACUUUGGUAAAAUUUAUGGUAGUAGCUCGUAGAACAAAGCAAGAUUUGAUUGGACUUUUCUGGAGAGAGAAAGGGUAUGAACAGGAAGAUAAGAAGGCACACAUUUAUGCAUGGUAUGUAUUCUGUUGUGGGGCAUCAACUGUGAGUUCUCAACAAGAACUUGGAGGUGAGGCUUCAAUUGUUGCUUCAUUAGUGUACUCUCGCCUAACAUUCAUCCUCAAUUGA